CCGGCUACUGUGGGGUAACUAACGUUACACAUCACAUAUCCCAGCAGCUAUCUAAGCUAAAGCUAGGCUAACUAGCUGCUACAGAGUGACAUGUAGUCAACUUUACAACCAGUCUCAAUGAAGGAGCUCCCACAGUGAUUUGGACAUGGAGAUAAGAAAUAUCAAAGACCAGUCUCCAUUGGUCCAGGCUAUUUUUUGCCGAAACACAGAAGAAGUGACAUUUUUAUUGGACCAUAAUGAAGAUGUCAAUUCACUGGACCAAGAACAAAGCACACCCCUUCAUGCUGCUGCUUAUUUGGGUGAUGUCCAAACUAUGGACCUACUUAUUACUUCUGGUGCAAAAGUCAAUGCUAAGGACCGGGGUUUGCUGACUCCUUUACAUCGAGCAGCUGCCUCUAGAAAUGAAAAAGCUGUAGAACUGUUACUGAAGCAUGGAGCAAAGGUAAACCCUCAGGACAAGUACUGGCAUACACCUUUACACAUGGCAGCUGCAAAGUGGGCCACAGGCUGUGCUGAAGCUCUGAUACCACACAUGUGCAGCAUGGAUGUUGCUGACAGGUCAGGGAGGACACCACUGCAUCAUGCAGCGCACAGUGGCCAUGAAGAGAUGGUGAACUUGCUCCUUAGAAAAGGUGCCACGGUGAGUGCCAAAGAUAAGAAGGAAAGGCAGUCAAUUCAUUGGGCUGCAUACCUCGGACAUGUGGAUGUUGUGAAGCUGCUUGUGUCAAACGGGGCAGAUGUGACAUGCAAGGACAAACGUGGUUACACUCCGCUCCAUGCUGCAGCUGCCAGUGGACAGUUAGACAUGGUCAAAUACCUGUUGAGACUAGUGGUGGAGACUGAUGAACCUAACAGUUUUGGGAGCACAGCACUGCACAUGGCCUGUCACACGGGGCAGGACGCUGUGGCCUCGGAGCUGGUGAACUGUGGUGCCAACAUCAAUCUUCCCAACCAUCAUGGCAGCACGCCGCUACACCUGUCCGCCGCCUCUUCCAGCGGGGUGCUGUGUCUCGAGCUGCUAAUCAACAAUGGUGCUGAUGUCAAUGUGCAGAAUAAAGAAGGGAAAAGCCCUCUGCAUAUGGCCGCAAUGCACGGGCGCUUCACAGGCUCCCAGAUUCUGAUCCAAAAUGGUGGGGAGAUCGACUGCGCUGAUAUGUUUGGAAACACACCUCUUCAUGUUGCUGCCAGAUAUGGUCAGGAGCUGCUGAUCAGCACUCUGCUGACCAACGGUGCUGAUAAGACCAAACAGGGCAUUCAUGGGAUGCUUCCACUGCAUUUGGCGGCGCUCUACGGAUAUCCGGACUGCUGUCGAAAGUUAUUGUCCAAUGGCCAGUUUUACAUCAUGCCGUCUCAAGUGCCGUCAGCAGGGGAUGAUAUUAACUCCUUAGACGACCACGGAAGGACCUGCCUGCAUGCAGCUGCCUCUGGAGGAAAUGUAGACUGUCUGAACUUGCUGUUGAAUAGUGCCACUGCCGAUCUGGAUGUAAAGGAUCAUUUGGGCCGAUCUCCUCUGCACUACGCUGCAGCUAACGGGAACAGCCAAUGCACCAUCUCCAUGGUGAGAGCCGGCGCUGAGGUCAACGAGCUGGAUCUGACGGGCUGCAGCCCUCUGCACUACGCCGCUGCCUCACACACCUUUUCAGGAGGGGAGACGAGCUCUGAGUCUGAACACAGUGAGGGAAAGGCACACGAAGCCUCUCUGUGUUUAGAUUUCUUGCUUGACAGCGGGGCGAACCCCACUCUGAAGAACAGUAAGGGCUACAGUGCCGUCCACUAUGCAGCAGCUUAUGGGAACAAACAGCACCUGGAACUGCUCUUGGAGAUUUCAUUCAACUGUCUAGAAGAAGUUGAGAGUAAUAUUCCAGUUAGUCCUCUACACUUAGCUGCGUAUUACGGUCACUGUGAUGCACUGCGUUUGCUUUGUGAGACACUUGUGAGUCUGGAUGUGCGGGACAUCGAAGGCAGGACGGCCCUCCACCUGGCUGCUCAGAGAGGCUUCGCCCAGUGUGUGGAGGUGCUGUUGAAGCAUCAGGCCUCUUACUCCAUGAAGGAGCAGAAACGCAAGUGGACGGCUCUCCAUGCUGCAGCUGCUGAAGGCCACAUGGACUGUUUGCUCUUAUUGGUCAAUGAAGAACAAAGUGGUGAAGUCAUCGACAGUCCUGAUACACAGGGACAGACGGCUCUCAUGCUCGCAGCUCUGGGAUGUCACACCGACUGUGUCCACAUCCUGUUGGAGAAAGGAGCAAAGGCUGAUGCUGCGGACAAAAACGGCUUCACUGCAUUACACAGAGCUGCUAUGUUGGGCAGUGAGGACUGUGUUUCUGCUCUGUCGGAGCACGGGGCCUCUGCGCUGUGUAGAGACUCUCAGGGAAGGACCCCGCUGCACCUCAUAGCGUCCCACGGCCACACAGAGCUGCUCCGAACUUUGCUAAAGGCUGCUAUGAAAGCUGACCCUCUGGACUCCAUGCUGGACUACAGCGGCUACACGCCCACACACUGGGCUGCUCACUACGGGCAUGAAGGAUGUUUACAGAUUUUACUUGAAAACAAGCUUUUUAGCAACCAGGAGGGACAUUUCUUCACCGCAUUGCACUGUGCUCUCGUAAAUGGACAUGACGUUGCUGCUGGACUUAUAGUGAAGACUGUUGGCCCUCAAAUUGUUAAAGUUAGCGAUGCCAAAGGAAGGACCCCAUUGCAUGCGGCUGCUCAUUCAGGAAACGUUGCCGGGCUCCAGCUGGUCCUGGAUCAGGGAGCGGACACCAACGCUGUGGAUCAUUGUGGAUGCUCUGCAGUGAUGGUGGCUGCUGACUGCGGACAGACUCAGGCUGUUGAGUUCUUGCUGCACAAAGCGAAGCCAGACCUGAGCCUGGUGGAUGUCAAUAAUAACACUGCCCUUCACUUAGCCUGCAGCAAGGGACAUGAGAUGUGUGCCCUGUUGAUCCUUGGAGAGAUCAACGACUCUUCCCUCAUAAAUGCAGCAAACAACACUCUCCAAAUGCCUCUUCACAUAGCAGCAAGGAAAGGCCUGGCAACUGUAGUGCAGGUGUUGUUGAGCAGAGGAGCAGCUGUGAUGGCUGUAGAUCAGGAAGGCCACACACCAGCUCUGGCUUGUGCCCCAAACAAGAACGUGGCGGACUGCCUCGCCCUGAUCCUCUCCACCAUGAAGCCUUUCCCACCCAGAGAGGCCGGCGCCGGUACAGCCUCCCAUUUCAACCCCAUCCUGAAGACCUGCGGCAUUGCUGCCACCUGUGGGUCCGGCGGUAACCUCUGUCACGCCUAACACAGCAGCUGGUGUCCUGUAGGCAUGCCAUGAUAAUUACUUCGGCUGUACAAGAUAUAGCUGAUAUUAUUGUCAUUUUAAGACCGCUGAAAGAAGGAUGAUGUAAAAGCAGAAUAAUGCAAGUAUCCCAUUUUAAAGAGCAAUGGAGUAAAUUGAGAAUUAAGAAUUUAGACAUGAACUAAAUAAAACCACACAUCCUAAACAGAAAAUGUAAUUGAUUCUCGAGCUCUGCUUACAAAAUUGCACUUAAACAAAUAUUAAACAUUUGGCACGGGGUAUAGAGAAUAAUUAAUUCCUUAGCUUAAACCCAAAAGGUUCCCACACCAGAGCUUUAGAGUGCAACUUUGAAACCAAGUCUAUUCGGCUCUAUUGUGUUAUUCUUCCAAACCUUUUGUCUGGUCAGUAGACGUCAGGAAAAACACCAACAAGCCUCGAAAUGUAUCUACACUUGUGUGUGUACGUGUCUCUGUGUGUGUUGGUGAUAGAAACAACCGAAAAGGCCGCAAUACAUGUUUCAGCAUUUUUUAUUGCUGUUAACAGAUUUGGGGCUUUGAGUUCUUUAUAAGGGUCGGGAAAAGCCUGCAGUUAUUCUGGCAUUAUGUAAGCUAAAAUCUCAUCCUCCAUAAUAUGUAAAGAAAUAUGCAUGUUAACACAAGGGGCUAAAAUCAAAGUCGACAAGAAUGAUCAAAGACGUGUCCAUAUAUCAUACGAUAAGCUGAUAAUGUAAUUACCUUGACAGGCCUUAGCGGGCUGUGGGCCGGGACCGGUGUAGGACGGAGUGAAAUUUCACUCGUGUGUAACACAAAGUCUCUGCCCUCACACACACAUAGACACACACAAGUCCAGGAUCAUGCCUCGCUUCUUCUCUAGCGCGUGAUGACAGCUUCCUGCACAUUAUGUGCUUAUGCACUAGCAGCAUCGAUUGCUUCUCUAAAAUCUAGUCUUACACAUUACUAAUAUUAGCAGACCUCUUAGAUUAUAUAUCUGCCAAGUGAGUUGAGUGUAGCACACGCGUAUGUUAUUUUAAUGAAGUACUAACCAUUUGAAAUGAGAGGGAGUUUUAAUAUGAGCACACUACACAUCCUCUCCACUUGAACCCCGUCCGCUGUCAGUAUUGGGGCAAUGUCUCGUUAACCAGCAAAGCCUGAAAUCUGCAUGUUUGUCUUCAGAUGAUACAAGUGCAAGAGUGCUCGGAUGGUUGUGUGUUAGUACUGCGUGUGUGUUUGUCAGUAAGAGCUAUUUUGCAUAUUAGACAUUGCUUCUUAAUAUACUUGUUUAAAAAAAAUCUAACAGGUGCUUUAAACCUUUUAUGCAAUUAAUAGGACUAUUUUUCUAUCCUGUCGUGAGUGUAGCAGACAGUAAGCUGAUACAAAAAACAUUAUUAUUCUAAUCUUAUCAUGAUUUAUACAAGUUACAUUUCAGUUUAGUUAAGUCACAAGCAUGUGCAUAGUUAUAUAGUUUACAGAUUUUAGUGUAUAUAUAGUUCUUAAAAUAACGUUCAAAUGAAGUUAACCUUUUAAUUGUAUUAUCAUGAAAAUCCCAAAUGAUUGAGAAUUAACCUCAGGUCACUGCGUACUGUACUGUGGGUGCAAUAAAAGGCAUAUUUGAGCUAUAUGUUGCAUAACAAAUGUAAAACGGAAGUAUCAAGCUUAUCAAUAAGCCAGAUAUUUAACCGUUUGAGAGCACAGGAAAAAAAAAUCUUUCAGUCUCUGAGCGUAACAGUCUUUAGCAAAUGUGUCAUUUCAUUCUUUUUAAAUUUCUUUCACUAAAGAUUCAUUUCAUUAUUGAUUUAGUUUUGAAUAUUUUAUUGUUAUGUUCAACUUUCACAUUACAAGUUUUAAGAGCCCAAGUUGACAUAUUUUAAAUUGCCUGUUUCUUCGUCUAGAACCCAAAGAUAUUUAAUUUGCAUGGAUAUCAAACUAACAGAGCAUCCAAUCCAACACAUUCAAGAAACUGGAACCAGAAAAUGUCUGGUAUUUUUGUUUGACAAGUUACUAAAAAUGUUUAAUUUAAAAUGGCCAGUUUACCUGUCAUUUGAAUGUUUCAGCACCACAUUUUUUAAAAUCUCUUUUGUCAUUAUAAUGUUGUCAGUGUGCAGUUAACUUUGGGAAAAUAAACCACUCGCAUCUAAUGACUUAACAAUCACUGUGAAAAACUAAAUUAUUAUGUGGCUAGUGAAUACAUAACAGCAUUUACAAAUGAGGAGAAGAACUUUUUUGGGAAGGCCCACAGUUGUUUUUAUUAAUAGUUUUUCACCUGUUAAAGAAAUUAGCAAUGAAUGAGGUUUACUUUAAAUUUGUUUUCUUUUUAUAAUUUGACAGCUGUCCACACAGAAUUAGAUAUUUGCAAAUUGAUAUUUUUCCCUAGUAAAAUGUGCUGUGUUAUUUUAAGAUGGCUUUAAACUAUUUGCACUCCGACAUUAAAGUUUACAUAGUGUCCUUAGGAUUAUGCAAAUAUACAACAUUUUAAAAGUGCAUUCUACAACUUUUACCUUUCAUGAGACACUAAAUCAGUUGGCGCUUUUUAUUUUAUUUUAUUUGAAUGCAAUUACUGUGAGAAAACGGUUCGACAUUUCUAAAUGCAAGCACAGUGAAAUGAUUAAUGUUUGUUUUUAGCAAGUGCUCUUUUCAUAAACUGUGUGUCUUCUGUACUUUUUACUCAGAUUUCAGGGUGUAUCUCCUAGCUUGAAUACUCUCUGUGAUCUUUGUUGUGGAUGGCAUUCAUAUGAGAGACAAUAAAUUAAUCACUACCAUGA
This is a messenger RNA of Eleginops maclovinus (Patagonian blennie), 6035 nucleotides long. RefSeq names its product serine/threonine-protein phosphatase 6 regulatory ankyrin repeat subunit C-like. The transcript is spliced from 28 exons. The coding region runs from base 146 to 3280 and encodes 1044 amino acids. Lineage: Eukaryota; Metazoa; Chordata; Actinopteri; Perciformes; Eleginopidae. Gene Ontology annotation, molecular function: protein binding. The record is from RefSeq and is a predicted model, not a curated record.